AUGUCUUCCGAUCUCUCCGUCAUCCUCCCUCGCGUCCUCAUCGUUUCUCGUCGAACCCUUCGCAAGAACAAGUUCGUGGACUUCGUCGGUGAAUACCACCUCGAUCUCAUAGUAAGCUACGGUGCAGUCCCCGUGAUCGUGCCUCGUGUUUCCGGUGUCCACACCUUUCUAACCAGUUUCGAGCCAAUCCACGGCGUGCUCCUCUGCGAGGGCCAAGACAUCGAACCAUGUUGGUAUGACCAAGAGGAUGAUUUGAAAUCAAGUCUUUCCCAAGAGGAGUUGGAGGAAAUCAGGAAGCUUCACGCGAGUGACGCAGCAAUUGACAAAGAGAAAGACUCGAUAGAGUUGAGCCUCGCCAAGCUUUGUCUCGAGAGGAACAUUCCCUACUUGGGAAUCUGCAGAGGCUCGCAGGUUCUCAAUGUUGCAUGUGGAGGUACCCUUUACCAGGACAUAGACAAAGAGCUUUCUAAAAUGUGCCACGAGAGCCAGAGAGUGAUGCACAUAAACUAUGAUGAUUAUGAUGGGCAUAGGCAUAAGGUGAAGCUUGUUGAGAACACCCCUCUGCAUCGUUGGUUUCGUGGAGAAGAAGAAAAAGAAGAUGAGCAAGUGGAGAUUUGGGUUAAUAGCUAUCAUCAUCAAGGGGUUAAGAGAUUGGCUCAGCGUUUUGUUCCUAUGGCUUUUGCUUCUGAUGGGUUGGUUGAAGGGUUUUAUGACCCGGAUGCUUAUAGUCCUGAAGAUGGCAAGUUCAUCAUGGGGUUGCAGUUUCACCCUGAGCGAAUGAGGAAGCCUGAUUCUGAUGAAUUUGAUUACCCUGGAUGCCCCUUCGCAUAUAAGGAGUUUGUGAAGGCAGUGAUUGCUUAUCAGAAGAAACUGAACAGUUUAACAUCGGUGCCAAAGACUCUGAAGCUUAACAAGGAAAUGGAGAACAAGAGAAAGAUUAUAGUGCGUAGCUUUUCACUUGCCAAAAACCUCUACACCAUGGGCCGUGGGAAUUGCUCUUCCAAAGAGUCUGAACUUGAGGUUGGAGCAGAAUUUCUCGAGUCAAACACGGCCUUAAGCGUGCAGCAAGAGAAUCGGUUAAAGCAAAUGGGGGCAACAGUUAGAAAUGCAGGGUCAUAUGUUGAGAGGCUUAAGCUGAAUGAGGGAAGAGAAAAAAUGGCAAAAAUUGUGAUGGGAAAGAUGUCAGUGGAGCAAUUGUCUGAUUUGUUGUCUUUCUAUCGCACCAUGGGGCAGAUUUGUUCUCAAGUAUUGGAAAGAAAGCUACAUGACGUUGUCAAUGACUUAACUUCGUGACCAAAACUUUAUUCCUUUUUGGUGCAUGUCUAGCUUUUACCAUGGGACUCAUGAAUCUUGUGUGGUCACCACUUGAUUCUCUCUUGUACUUUUGGCUUUUCUCUUCAUGAAUGUCAUCAUGUUAAUUUCUCUUGCUUUGGAUAA
Cajanus cajan (pigeon pea) is the source of this 1437-nucleotide messenger RNA. RefSeq names its product putative glutamine amidotransferase GAT1_2.1. The record is from RefSeq and is a predicted model, not a curated record. Gene Ontology annotation, molecular function: hydrolase activity, acting on carbon-nitrogen (but not peptide) bonds, in linear amides. NCBI's taxonomy places the organism in Eukaryota, Viridiplantae, Streptophyta, Magnoliopsida, Fabales, Fabaceae. Gene Ontology annotation, cellular component: cytosol.